AUAAACACGCAAUUUCGCUAAUAAAAAGGCCAAAGAGUUAGCUCAUUUUUCAUUGUGCUUCUCUCCAACAUUUUGCAUCUAUUUACUCUAAUAUUGUGCUUAUUCUUAUUCUUCCUUAGCUAAAUAUACAGCUCUUUUUCUCCCUUUUGUAAUAUAUGGAGAAUUAUACAGGAUUUCAAAGAGUGAAACAUGUAGGAGCUAUGACUUUGGCUGCAGUGUUGCUAGGAGGAAACAUUAUAUUGUCAAAAGUUGCAGCAGAUGAUGGUAUGACUAUGAGAGUUAUGGUUGCUUAUAGGUGGAUCUUUGCCACUGCCUUUCUUGCUCCCAUUGCUAUCGUCGUUGAAUGGAAUAAGCGGCCAAAACUAACUUGGACUGUCAUUUUGCAGGCAUUUCUGUCGGGGCUACUAGGGGGUUCGUUGUUUUCGAUUUUAUUUUAUACAAGUGUGAUAUUGACAUCUGCGACAUUUGCAACCGCAAUAUACAAUCUUAUCCCAGCAAUGACUUUUGUCAUAGCAGUCCUUCUCAGGUUCGAGAAUUUAUCAUUUGAAAAAGCAAGUGGGAAAGCUAAGGUGAUGGGGACAAUGAUAUGUAUUGGUGGAGCAAUGGUAUUGACAUUAUACAAAGGAAUAGAGGUGCAUAUGUGGCCUAUCAAAAUUGAUUUGUUACAUCAUUCUAACGAAGCAAUGUCACACAAGAAAUUACCUGCUACUUUUGCUUUGGGAAUUGUACUCGCCAUAACCUCUUGCAUUUGUUAUUCACUUUGGAUAGUAUUAUUGGCAAAGGUCAGUAAAAACUACCCAUGCCAUUACUCAAGCACAGCGUUGAUGAGCUUAAUGGGAUCCAUUCAAUCAGUCAUUUUUGCAUUAUGCUUCGACAGAGAAAGUGCUCAAUGGAAACUUGGUUGGAACAGAAGAUUAUUCGUUGUUGUCUAUCUUGGAACAUUAGGGUCUGGAAUUGUGGUAAUUUUGAUGACAUGGUGCUCUCACAAAAGAGGCCCUCUAUUUGUCUCUGUCUUCAACCCUUUAAUACUUCUUUUUGUGGCACUGGCUAGUUCUUUACUGCUUCAUGAGACCUUGUAUCUUGGAAGUGUAUUAGGUGGUUUUCUUAUAAUAAUGGGCUUAUAUGUGGUCCUAUGGGGAAAAGGAAAAGACAUGAAGGCAUCAAAGUUUAUAUUAUCCAAGGAAGCCUCCCAGAAAAAUGAUUUAGAAGCUCCUCAAGAUCAAGCAUAGGGGGACAACUUACAGGCUCUUCUGCAACAAUAAAGCAAGGCAUGCCCCAAUAGGAGUUAAAAAGUGUUUCUUGGCUAUUCUUCCAAAGAAAUUAGGAGUGGCAACACCAUUCAAAUGAAGAAAGGAGUUCUAGUUUUGUCAUUUGAUAUAAAUGUGGAACUGUCAAUAUAUUACCUUAAAUGAUAAUUGUAACAUGUAAUGCAAUACCCAUUAAUGGGCAUUCGGCAAUAUAUAGUAGGCAAAAUGAUCAUUCAUAAGCCUUCCAA
This is a messenger RNA of Nicotiana attenuata, 1495 nucleotides long. Its product is annotated as WAT1-related protein At1g68170-like. Bases 156 to 1229 code for a protein of 357 amino acids. Lineage: Eukaryota; Viridiplantae; Streptophyta; Magnoliopsida; Solanales; Solanaceae. Gene Ontology annotation, molecular function: transmembrane transporter activity. The record is from RefSeq and is a predicted model, not a curated record. Gene Ontology annotation, cellular component: plasma membrane. The transcript has 8 exons.